Messenger RNA from Gossypium raimondii (Peruvian cotton), 1147 nucleotides. RefSeq lists its product as uncharacterized. The transcript is spliced from 3 exons. NCBI's taxonomy places the organism in Eukaryota, Viridiplantae, Streptophyta, Magnoliopsida, Malvales, Malvaceae. The record is from RefSeq and is a predicted model, not a curated record. The coding region runs from base 48 to 1001 and encodes 317 amino acids. Gene Ontology annotation, molecular function: hydrolase activity.
UGGACUAAUAGAAAUCAACAAAGUCCGAGAUAAUCGAGAAAAGGAAAAUGGAAGGGAUAAAGCACCAAAUGGUUAAAGUGAAUGGCAUAAACAUUCACAUAGCUGAAAAAGGUGAAGGUCCAGUCAUCCUUUUCCUCCAUGGCUUCCCUGAGCUUUGGUAUUCAUGGCGUCACCAAAUCCUCGCUUUAUCUUCCAUGGGUUACCGAGCCGUUGCUCCCGAUUUGAGAGGCUACGGCGACUCGGAUGCUCCCGACUCAGUCGAGAGUUACACUUGUUUCCACAUAAUCGGCGAUUUAGUGGAGCUGAUAGACGUACUGGAUCCGGAUGUAGGCAAGGUGUUUGUUGUUGGGCAUGACUGGGGAGCUUACAUGGCUUGGUUAUUGUGUCUGUUUAGGCCUGAUAAAGUGAAAGCAUUGGUGAAUUUGAGUGUGCCGUUUUUGAGGUCUCAUCGGGAAAUCAAGCCUGUUGAUUUCUGGAGAUCUUAUUAUGGUGCUGAUCAUUACAUAUCUAGAUUUCAGAAACCUGGAGAAAUAGAAGGUGAAUUUGCAGAGAUUGGAGUGGAGAGAGUUGAGAAGGAACUUUUGACUGAUUUUCCAGUUAUCUUGCCAAAAGGGAAACUGUUCAAACGUCCAUUAGAUGAACCAAUUACAUUGCCUUCUUGGUUGUCCGAGGAAGAAGCUAAUUACUAUGUCGCCGUAUUCCAGAAAACUGGCUACACUGGUGCACUCAACUUCUACAGAAACUUUAACAGAAACUGGGAACUAUUGAAACCAUGGGUGGGUAGUAAGAUCAAAACACCAGCCAAGUUCAUUGUGGGUGAUAAUGAUUUGGUUUACCAUAUGCCUGGUAUGAAGGAUUACAUUCACAAUGGUGGGUUCCAAGAAGAUGUGCCAUCUCUGCAGCAAGUGGUGGUGAUGGAAGGUGUUGCCCAUUUCAUCAACAUGGAGAAACCAGACGAGAUCAACAAAUACAUUUCUGACUUCUUUACCCAGUUUGUUUGAAAUAAAUAAAUAAAUAAAAUAAAUCCAUGUAUUCCAAGUCUUUUGUGUUAUAAUAAUAAAAAAAACACUUCGGCUAAGAUCCAAGUGCUGAAGGGGGACUUAUGGUUAAGACUGAAUUAUUAAUGUUAGAAUAUUUUUCAAGUAAA